Molecule: messenger RNA, 828 nt
Organism: Cladophialophora immunda
Lineage: Eukaryota; Fungi; Ascomycota; Eurotiomycetes; Chaetothyriales; Herpotrichiellaceae
Exons: 1
Coding region: 1-828 (275 amino acids)
Source: RefSeq, a predicted model, not a curated record
AUGGCUUCCAUUAUCCACGAAAUGAUUGUCGGCUUUCUUCAUGAACACUUGAUUCUUCUCUUCAAUCAAACCUAUUCCCCAUCUCGCAAGGACAGAGUCAAGAUUUAUACAAAUCUGAAGAAGCGGGGGGGGGACAAAGAGUAUCAGCAUUCAGUCAAAACGCCAGAUAUGGGACUUCUCAUGAGAAAUCAAGACGAUACUCGCAAUGACCUCAAAUGGACUCUUGAGGUUGGUGUAUCUCAAACAUAUCCCGAUCUUCAAGCAGACGCUCGACUUUGGCUUGUCGGUCAUCCCACAUGUUCAAUGGUGGUUCUGAUCAACGUCACAGAAAGCCCCAAAUAUCGAUGCCCACUGGCUGUCGACUUGGAUCUCUGUGACAAACUGGAGAUACCUCGGGUUGUGAGUCAGAUUACCGAAGGAGAUUUCUCUCUUGACGGAGAAUAUGGCCCAGUGACGCACAAAGGAUAUCAGUGGGUGGGAGAGAUCUCGGAAGUCUUUCUGGAGGUUUGGACUCUUGACCCUCAAGGGAAGGAACCAAUGAGACGAGAACAAGGAGGAGGACGAAUGUUUCUGAUUCCUCCAACCGACGCAUCUCCUCAACUUGAACUCGCCGACUUUCUCUUUCCCGACCAGCCUCAAAAGACAUCCUUCGAUUGGGACAAAUUCCGACAGGAUUUAAAGGCCUGCCUUCGAUCCCAAGCCGUCGAGAGGUGCCGCGAGUGGCUUAUAGAAAGCAUGGAUGCAAAGAAACUUGCAGGGAACCCUGCAGGGAAUCGUGCAGGGACACGAGCAGGGACACGUGCAGGGGUCGUCGGCGACGAAUCUUGA